GGGGACGCGCGCGUCGCUUUCCUCGUCGUGGCGACCGCCACCGCUCACGCUGGUUCUGGGGGCGGGGCUGUAAGAAUAGGAGUAAAGCCGCUGAGUGAAGUGAGAAUUCUACUAGAGGAAAUGGCUGCCUCUUCAUCCUCCUCCUCAGCUGGUGGGGUCAGUGGAAAUUCUGUCACUGGAUCUGGUUUCAGUGUCUCAGACCUUGCCCCGCCACGGAAAGCCCUUUUCACCUACCCCAAAGGAGCUGGAGAGAUGUUAGAAGAUGGCUCUGAGAGAUUCCUUUGUGAGUCUGUAUUCAGUUAUCAAGUGGCUUCCACGCUUAAACAGGUGAAACAUGAUCAGCAAGUUGCUCGGAUGGAAAAACUCGCUGGUUUGGUAGAAGAGCUAGAGGCUGAUGAAUGGCGGUUUAAGCCGAUUGAGCAGCUGCUGGGGUUCACACCCUCUUCAGGGUGAUGUUGCCUAGAUGGCUACCUCUGGGCACAGCCAAUACAGAGCCAAUAAGGAACCUACAGCUUCCAGAGCCACCCAGAGAUCAACAACUGCAUCGCCAAACCGCUGAUUCCCAUCCUAUUUGGUUCUCUAUAGGCAACAAAUACUUAAAUAUGUGAUCUUGCAUUAAACAGCCUGUUACAGAGAACAAAGAGUUGUGAGUUUAAGAAAUAUUUGUAAAAUUGUCACAAACCAAAUAGGACACAUGCCAGAACUGAAUGACAUGUGUCUUGUUAUUCCUAGAGUACCUAGAAACCUUCACCACUCAAGUCCAAUAGCAGGAUACUUCUUUUCAAACAUGAAUUCAACUUAGGACCUGUCUAAAAGAGGAAUUUUUAAAUGUUCAAUUUUUUUUGCUGUUUUAAGACAUCUAAUUCUAUAGAUUCUUAAUUUUUUCUAAUUUCUUCUGAGCAUUUUGCUUUUUGAAUAUUGGAGCACUUGUAAAAAUAAAGAAGUGAGCAAAACCCUUUCA
Messenger RNA from Dipodomys spectabilis (banner-tailed kangaroo rat), 961 nucleotides. It is a transcript of the gene Anapc16, whose product is annotated as anaphase promoting complex subunit 16. Gene Ontology annotation, biological process: protein ubiquitination. The coding region runs from base 121 to 453 and encodes 110 amino acids. NCBI's taxonomy places the organism in Eukaryota, Metazoa, Chordata, Mammalia, Rodentia, Heteromyidae. The transcript is spliced from 4 exons. The record is from RefSeq and is a predicted model, not a curated record. Gene Ontology annotation, cellular component: kinetochore; cytosol; anaphase-promoting complex.